This is a messenger RNA of Morus notabilis, 381 nucleotides long. RefSeq lists its product as uncharacterized. Bases 1 to 381 code for a protein of 126 amino acids. The transcript has 2 exons. The record is from RefSeq and is a predicted model, not a curated record. Lineage: Eukaryota; Viridiplantae; Streptophyta; Magnoliopsida; Rosales; Moraceae.
AUGAGAGCCGUGAUUCAGGAACGACUGUUGACAGCUCAAAGUCGUCAGAAAAGCUACGCUGAUAGAAGGCGUAGACCUUUGAAAUUCCAGGAAGGCGACUCUGUUUUGCUGAGGGUUUCCCCACGUAAGGGAGUUGUUCAGUUUGGUGUGAAAGAGAAACUUGCACCAAGGUAUGUGAGGCCAUUCCUGAUCGUGCAACGAAAAUGUCAACCUGAGCCGAAAGCUGUAGUGCAGUGGUUUGACAUUCCGAUACAGUAUUACGUGUCAUACGAGGAGGCACCAGUUCAGAUUCUUGACCGGAAGAUAAAUAAUCUGCGCCAUCGUGAGAUCUCGUUAGUGAAAGUAUUAUGGCAGCACCAUGGAGUUGAGGAAGCGACAUGA